Messenger RNA from Habropoda laboriosa, 1332 nucleotides. Its product is annotated as glycine-rich cell wall structural protein-like. NCBI's taxonomy places the organism in Eukaryota, Metazoa, Arthropoda, Insecta, Hymenoptera, Apidae. The transcript has 3 exons. The record is from RefSeq and is a predicted model, not a curated record. Bases 1 to 1332 code for a protein of 443 amino acids.
AUGAGGACCUUUGUACUCUGCCUAUUGGUGACCGUUGCCCUCGCGUCCGAGCAAGGGAAGCAGGAGAAGACGAAGAGAGGAGUGCUGUUGGGCUCAGGAGGACUUGGAGGAUCGUCAGGUGGUCUAGAUCUCAGCUCCAGUUCGAAUUAUGGCGGUGGUCUGGACUCCGGUGGACUUUCUGGAGGAUUCUCCAGCGGUGGUCUCUCCGGAGGACUCUCGGGAGGACUAUCAGGACUUGGCGGUGGCCACAGUCUAGGUGGUGGUCUUGGUGAAGGUCUUUCAGGAGGCCUAGGUGGAGGACUCUCUGGAGGCCUAGGUGGAGGACUCUCUGGAGGAGGUGUCCGAACCAUCACUCAACAGGUCCCAGUAGUGAUCCCCCAGCCGUAUCCUGUUUCUAGGCCUGUGCCAGUUCCCUACUACGUCAGACAGGCGGUUCCUCUGAUCAAGGAGGUGCCUGUCCGCGUGCCUCAUCCUGUCCCAGUCACAGUCGAGAAACCAAUAGUGAUUCCUCAAACGGUAAGAGUGCCAGUGCCAGUUCCAGUGCCUCAGCCUGUCUCUGUUCCACAACCUAUCCCCGUUCCUCAGCCUAUACCGAUACCUCAGCCUGUGCCUGUCUUGAUCCGUGUUCCCUCAGGAGGCUCUGGUGGAUCUGGUUUAGGUUCUGGCCUCGGCUCUGGUGGUCUCAGCUCUGGUGGUCUUGGCUCUGGUAGCCUCAGCUCUGGUCUGAGCUCAGGAUUCGGCUCAGGAAUCAGUGGUAGUUUGGGUGGUAGCCUAAGUGGUGGCCUCAGCGGAGGUUUAAGCUCUGGUCUGAGCUCUGGACUAAGUUCUGGACAUAGUUCUGGACUUAGUUCUGGAUUAAGCUCCGGUCUAAGUUCUGCAUUGAGCUCUGGAUUGAGCUCUGGACUGAGCUCUGGUCUCAGUUCUGGCUUGGGAUCUAGUUAUGGGUCUGGAUUGAGCUAUGGAUCAGGAGGUCUAGGAGGCUCUAGCUAUGGCUCUGGUUUGAGUUUGGGAUCCAGCCUUGGAUUGAGUUCUGGAUAUGGAUCUGGCCUGAACUCUGGCUUGGCAGGUGGGAUUACCUCUGUCAGCAUCUCAUCUGGCUCUGGACUGGGCUCUGGCUUGAGCUCUGGGCUUGGAUCUAGUCUUGGUUCCCACGGACUAUCAUCUAGCUUGGGCUCUGGAUACGGAUCUGGAUAUGGAUAUUCUUCGUCCUCUCUUGGAGGCUCUUCUCUUGGAAGUUCAUCACUUGGAGGCUCCUCUCUUGGAGGUGGCCUUGGAGGCUCUUCUCUUGGAGGUGGCCUUGGAGGUAGCACGAUCAUCAUAAAGAAGCACUGA